AAUUCAUUAUGUAUUCCUGUGCAAACGAACAGAUCCUGAGGCUAAUGGAAUGUGUUAUAUUCAUGUGUUUUUAAUUAUUUGGGAAGAGCCUGCAUGGACAUAUUUUUUUUUGGUCAACUGUGUAUGCAAGAGAAGCUGAGCCCCUAUUUAUUUCUGAUGGAUCAUGUAUAUGAAAUACUACUUGGACUGCUAUUAAGUCCACUGCGCAGGCAUGGAAAUCUGUUGGGAAAGGCGAAAGAGGUGAGGACUGAGGACAGCAGCUGGGAGAGAGAGAGAGAGCGAGGAAAAUAUCUAUCUCAAGGCACGGAACGACGAAUACGAGGUUGAGGUUGGGGUUGGGGUAGGGUCGUUGGGGGAACUUGUGGCUGGCUGCAGCUGCUGGAUGCGGCCACUCCGCCUCUUGCCAGCCUCACGUUUCCCCUCACCACUUAUUCCUCUCCACCACCACCACGACCGCCUGCCUGCCUUUGGGUCCUACGAAUGUAUAGCAAAACUCUGUUGAGGUUGGUGUUAAGUAGGCUUCUACUUCUAAUGGCUGGAUAAAGAUGAACUCAACAGCUACGCUACGCCCUCGGGAAGGAGAGAAAAGACAGGGAAGGAAUGUCCAGCUGGAGGCUUCCGCGGCCAGUAGUGGGACUGGGAGCGAAGCGCAUCCGCACUUCCGCAGAGGAUCCUCGGUUCGGUUGGAGUUGGAGGCCCAAAAGACCUCCCGCACCCAACAAAACUCCAGCCUCACAUCUCUCCCUCUCCCUCUCCCUCUUCCUCUCUGCGGUCCAAACAAUCUCUCCCUCUCUCUCUCUCUCUCUCUCUUCUUCCUCUCUGCGCUCCAAACAAUCUCGCCCUCUCCUUCUCUACUCUCCAAAACAAACGAAACGAAGCAAGAAACCGAGAAAUCUCCCUCCCCUGUGGCUGUGGCGGUGGCGGUGGCGGCGAGGAUCAUGUCGGCGGCUGCGGCAGCGGAAGUGGGGAAGGAGAAGGGCGCCGCCACCCCCGGCCCCGGCCCCGGCCCCGGUGGCGCGUGCGAGCUGUGCGGCGCCGCGGCCAGGGUGUACUGCGGCGCCGACGAGGCCACGCUCUGCUGGGGCUGCGACGCGCAGGUGCACGGCGCCAACUUCCUGGUGGCGCGCCACGCGCGCUCGCUGCUGUGCCGGGGCUGCGCGCGCCCCACGCCGUGGCGCGCCGCGGGCCCGCGCCUCGGCCCCACCGUCUCCCUCUGCGUCCGCUGCGUCCGCCGCGGCCCGGCGGGGGCCGUGGGCGUCGGCGGCGAUGAGGAGAUGGGGGGAGCGGGCGACGGAGACGCCGAGGAUGACGACGACGAGGACGACGACUCCGAGGAGGAGGAGGAGGAGGAGGAGGAGGAAGGGGAGGGGGAGAACCAGGUCGUGCCGUGGACGGAGGACGCCGAGGCCACGCCGCCGCCCGUCGGGAGCUCCACGUCCAGCAGCAGCCGGGAGGCCCCCGCCAACGGCGCAGAGCGCGCAGCGAAGCUUUACCUGAGGCAGGCAACCUGCGAUGACUGGUGUAGAUGCUGAUGCUAACAUUAGAAGGCCAGCUUUUAGUGCAUCCAAGCUCCGGGGAAGAUGCGGAUCACGACGGCACGGCGAGAUCAGUUCCCACCGAGGCAUACAUCUUUCUUCGAUCAUCAGUUCGUCUUCGGUCCUCAAGCAACCUUGCACGCCGCAGAGUUUACCAGAGCAGCAGUCCUAGAACCAUAGUAGUGUUCCUAAACGUCGAUGGCUUCGCUGAGAUUGUAUAUGUCCCCAUUACUUCGUUGUGUUCGAUUCCGUCCUCUUCUGCUUGUUUUCUAACCUUAGAGAAACGGUAUAGGGCAGGCUCGCAGUUGCACCGGCAUUGUUCGAUGGCCUCACUGUCUGCUUUCUUGAAUUGUGCCCUGAGUGGCUGAGCCCUAGUUUCUUGUUUCUUGACAGUUCUUUCGGUGAGAUUUAUUGUCUAUGGUUGCAGUGGCAGCUGAAGCAUGCGGCACUGUCGUCGCUGCUCACCUGGCAAAUACAUACAAUCUGGGCAAGUUGCAACAUGGCGAAGAUGGAUCUGGAAUUGUUAAUCGCCCAUUUGGGCGGGCGUGGGGUUAUUAGGAUAUUGUUCGUGUAUGGAUGCCCAGUGAUCUUGUCAGAUGGGUGUUCUUAGACGGGGGGGAAAUAUCCUGCCUGGUAGGGGGAACGCGGAAGUAACGUCAUUUGAAAAUGUGCAGGCUGGUCUAUAGGUCAGUGACAGCAACGUACUGGUUUUGAUGCUGCCAUGGUCACGGAUGUACGUACGCUUGCUGCUGCUCGCAGGCCCGGUCGCUGUCGACAUCAUCUCGCCACAAAGAAUUGAACCUGAAAAUGAAAGCAGGGGUUUGCUUUUGUGA
Zea mays is the source of this 2368-nucleotide messenger RNA. RefSeq names its product putative B-box type zinc finger family protein. Gene Ontology annotation, molecular function: zinc ion binding. The transcript is spliced from 2 exons. The coding region runs from base 546 to 1532 and encodes 328 amino acids. NCBI's taxonomy places the organism in Eukaryota, Viridiplantae, Streptophyta, Magnoliopsida, Poales, Poaceae. The record is from RefSeq and is a predicted model, not a curated record.